This is a messenger RNA of Funneliformis geosporum, 2523 nucleotides long. NCBI's taxonomy places the organism in Eukaryota, Fungi, Glomeromycota, Glomeromycetes, Glomerales, Glomeraceae. The record is from the annotation of a GenBank genome assembly.
AUGAGUAACUUAGAAAGUAUGCGUCCUUCAAUAGAAGAGACACCGCUUACUCCAAUGACUGAAAAUACUAUGGAUACUCUCGCUCCAACCACAACGAGAGAUUCAAUUAUCACAUACAGUACUGACUUGGGAGAUAGCAGUUUAACAACUGAUGACGUAUACGUAACCAAAAGAGAAAAAGAGGUAUCCUCAGGAAUAACCAACCCUUCCCCAUUUUAUCGACGAAGACGCUUUUGGGCUUUAUGCGCAGCAAUUAGUACCAUUAUUUCCGCCAUAUUCCUACCACUUUUAUUUUUGGUCAUAGUUCCAACCGUGGCUCAAAAUACGGUUAAUAAGUCACACAUCGAAUUUCAAGUCAUUAACAUCACAAAUGCAUCCGAUGAUCAAUUCGAUACUGAGAUGACAGGAGUGGCUUCAAAUGCUGGUCUCUUUGAUGCUACAAUGAAAUUUACUGAUUCCAUGAUUGUUUUAUAUAAAGGUAAUAAGAUUGGUUCCGUUAAAUUAGAAGAUAUUAAAGUUACCAAAGGGAAAGGAAAGAUAUCAGGGAAAAAUACUUUUACUAUUAGCAAUAAAACAGCUUUUGAACUUUUCACAAAAGAUUCGAUGUUAGAGGAAUCUUUUGUUUGGACACUUCAAGGAAAUGCAAAUGUACAAGCAUUUGGAAUCACCACAAAAAAUUUACAUGUCAAUAAAAAUGUAACAAUUCCCGGAGGUAAUGGUUUUAAAAGUAAAUUGACGAAUCUAAAAGUUAGCCAGAACCCUGAUAAAACUCUUCAAAUGGAAAUGACAACAAUUUUACAUAAUACAUCCCCUAUUUGCAUGGAACUUGGAAAUUUGACCUUUCAAGUUCAAAGUGGUGAAACAGUAAUGGCCAACGUAACUUCCAAUUAUGUCUACCUUACCACCAAUGAGAAUACGUUAACCUUGACAGGAACUGCAAAUUUACCAACAAAUGCUAUUGAUCAAUUAAACUUUUUAAAAGUUAUUGAAGCUUAUCUAUCAAACAAACCAUUCAACACAACUGCUAAAGGGGUAAAAAAUGAGCUUAAAGGUGGACCGGUGGAUUGGUUGAAUACAGCUAUUUCGAGUUUAACUAUAACGGCCGAAUUGGGAGGUGCUGAGAAAGCCCCACAACUCAUAUCAGAAGUUGAUCUUGGUCAAUUGAGUAUGAAGUUUACACCUGAAACAGCUUUUUCCCCGUUAAUUUCUGCGAAAAAUACUACCGCAAAAUUCAUACCACCAUUUGACGUUGAAUUUCAAAUUUUGUCCUUACAACAAAAGUUAACUAUUAACUAUCAAGGAAAAUCCGUCGCUGUGAUUCAAACCCCCGAAACAAAUGUGACAACCGUUAACGAUGAAAUCCUCCUUGAUGUUCCAGAAACUACCUUGCAAGCUUUUGAUGGAUUCUCUGACCUUUUAGUAGUUUUAACGACAACUGCAGGAUCUGAUGUUGAAAUCAUUGGAGAGGCCAACAUUACAUCGAAUUCACCAAUGGGAGUAGGAACCAUUCAUGGAGUUCCUUUUAAUGUAACUUCCAGAAUGGAAGGCUUGAACCAAUUUAACAGCCCCGGAAAAGAACCCGUCGUUAGUAAUAUUAAUAUUUUAGCUGGAACUACCAAUCAAAUUAUUAUAGGUUCUAUCGUGACACUUGCAAAUCCUACGUCAUUUUCCGUUUCCAUCGGCCAAGUAGGAUUUGAUCUGUAUUACAACGAUAGCAAAAUUGGAACAGUUGCUAUCGAUGAUUUAUCUAUUGUCCCCGGACCUAAUCCAGUUCAGGUUAUUAUUACCUUAGAUGAUCCUGCAAAUAAUGCUGGAAAUGAUCUUUUGGUUUCUUAUCUUAGCGGUAAAGAAACUAUUUUAAACAUCAAAGGUAACGAUGAUUCAACCAAAGUAUCUAGUAUGAUACCAGCAUUUAAAGCAAUCAAUAUCCCAUCUCCAUUACCACCUUUCAAUCUUCCACUUAUAACAAAAGCCAAUAUGGAAGUUACUCCACAAUCCGCAUUGGACAAUUCCACCAUAGCAAUUGUUGAAAUGACAAAUCCUUUUGAUGCACCAAUUUCGAUUUAUACCAUGGAUUCAUCAUUUGAAAUUAAUGGAACUUCACUUGGAUCAGUGCAACAAGAUUUAAAAGACAAUCCAAUUUUCCUUCAAGGUCAUGUUACUCAAAAACUUGGGUUUAAUGUUAAAAUGUCACUUGAUAUCGAAUCAACGAUUACCAUUUUAAGAAAUUUAGCUUUGGCAAAGGGCAUGGAUGUUUCGGGGCUAGACACACUCAUUACAGCAUUUCAUUUAAAUAUUCCUGGCGCAAAUUCGAAUGUAAUACCUAUUAAUGGACAAUCUAAACCAUUUAAUCCCUCUACCUUUAUUACAACAGCAUUAAAGGAAAUUCCCACACAUAUCACUUUGGAUGCUCAAGUUGCAAUUGGAAAUUAUUUUCUACCAUCUUUAAAGUAUCAACAAGAUAUUAACGUAGAAACAGAUGAUUCCAUAGUAUAUUUGCUUGCUUCAAUCCUAAAAUUUUAA